UCAGAGCGUCCGGGAAGGCAAAGGUGAAGCUGGGCGCACAGGGGUGCCUGCAGAACGAGGGCUGGUGGCUAAGGAGGAAACGCAGGGCGAAGUCCAGCGGGUGGGUCAGAGGGAAGAAGCCGAGCAGUCGAUAAGUGCCCGCAGCCCGUUGCCCAUCUCGGGUCCUGCUUGCCGGCAAGAACCCCUGGUGGUCCUGCAGGACCGAGGGUGGGUGGCUCUGUCCUUUGGAGGCCAUGGUGAGUGGGGCUGUAGAAGUAGGAGAGAAAGGAAUGGGCUACCGUGAGGAGCCGGAUCUGCUGCAGGAGGUGAAGCCAGAACUUGUGGAGCCUGAGACUCCCAAUGGGUCUGCUCCUGGAUCAGCCCCAGAGGUGCGCCUGACCUGGCGCCGCUGGGUCAUUGUAUUCCUCUUCAGCUCCUAUUCCUUCUGCAAUGCCUUCCAGUGGAUCCAGUAUGGCAGCAUCAAUCUCAUCUUUGCCAGAUUUUAUGGUGUGACUUCUUUUGCUAUAGACUGGCUGUCCAUGUGCUAUAUGAUCAUCUACAUCCCCUUCCUUUUCCCUGUUGCAUGGCUCCUUGACAAGAAGGGUCUGCGCCUCAUUGCCCUGGCUGGCUCGGCCCUUAACUGCCUAGGGGCCUGGGUGAAGAUAGGCAGUAUGCAACCCCACCUCUUCCCAGUCACUGUCCUGGGCCAAGUAAUCUGCUCUUUGGCCCAAGUUUUCAUCCUGGGCAUGCCCUCCCGCAUUGCUUCUGUCUGGUUUGGAUCCCGUGAGGUCUCCAGUGCAUGUUCAAUUGCUGUCUUUGGCAACCAGCUUGGCAUUGCUGUGGGGUUCCUCCUUCCUCCAGUGUUGGUUCCCAAUGUGCAAGAUAAGGAGAAGCUAGCCUACCACAUAAGCAUAAUGUUCUUUAUGACUGCAGCUGUGGCAUCGGCACUCUUCAUCUUGGUUAUCUUUGUUUUCCAGGAAAAGCCACAGUAUCCUCCAAGUCGGGCCCAGGCCUUGAUCCACACAGCAGCACCUGAGGAAUAUUCUUAUCUGCAAUCUAUUCUGCGACUAUUUCACAAUGUCAAUUUUGUGCUGUUGGUAGUUAGUUAUGGCUUGAACACAGGCUGCUUCUAUGCUCUUUCAACUUUGUUAAACCGCAUGGUGAUGAUGCAUUAUCCGGGAGAAGAGUUGAAUGCUGGCAGGAUUGGUCUUACAAUUAUAGUAUCUGGCAUGGUUGGAGCUUUAAUUUCAGGCAUCUGGUUGGACAGAACAAAAACCUACAAGCAGACGACGCUGUUGGUUUAUGUCAUGUCACUUGUAGGCAUGGUGGUGUAUACUUUUACUUUGGAGCUGGGAUACAUCUGGAUAGUCUUUGUGACUGCAGGUGCACUGGGGUUUUUCAUGACAGGUUACUUACCAUUGGGCUUUGAAUACGCUGCAGAAUUAACAUACCCAGAGUCAGAAGGGACGUCAUCCGGUCUUCUUAACGUAUCUGCACAAAUCUUCGGAAUAAUUUUCACCAUCAGCCAAGGACAGAUCAUUGAUAACUUUGGGACCCGAGCAGGAAACCUCUUCCUCUGUGCCUUCCUGUCACUUGGCACUGUUAUAACUGUGUUCAUCAAAGCUGAUCUCCGGAGACAAAAUGCCAAUCUGAAUAAUGAACAAACUAAGACCUUGGGAGAGGUGCCUCAGACCAGCACUGUGCCACUGUAUGAGGAAUCAAAUAUCUAAAGGUCUGAGGGACAGAGCUAGAUAUGGUUACUGUCACCCUGCAUUCUCAUCUCUACAGCUGCAUUUCCUACCACAUAUAUAAGUGGCCUGGCAUCCAGAGCCCAUCCAGAAAACUGCUUACGUUGCUGACAGGAGUACGUGGGAGUGGGAGUCACCCUCACUCGAGCCAGCUUCAUAUUUUUGCUCUGGCAUUAGGCAAAUCAGUGACUGAUGGAAAAGAUCAGAUGGAAGAAGAUGGACUUGUCUGCUGGCUUCCGUCCUAUUCAACAUGGAAUCAAUUCUGUCAUCUGUACAUCCUUUUACUUGGUGUACUGGAAAAGUAGAUCUGAAGGAUGAGGCAUCCGCUGGAUCCGGAGGAAGAUCCUUGCUCCUUAGGGAGAACCAGAAAGCACUUGCUCUGUGAGCAGCCCUACUUAAAAUCCAGCCCUUGAGAUGCAAGUGCGUUUAUAGAGUUUAUGGGAAAGUGCUCUGAGGCUUCUAGGCCUCUUCAAAACUUCCACUUUAAUAGAAUAUUUAUUUUUAUAACCUCAGUCAAGAUUUUUUAAAUUAAUGGAUAAUAGUUUUGCAAUGUGAAUAUUUUAGACAAAUUGUGGUUAUACUCUUGAAAUGUUUUGUGGUAACUAAUUUUUAACAAGUACUUGAGAAGCACCAGCAUGUAUGAUUGAUAAGUUGGUAUGUUGUGACAUACUAUGAAUGGGCUGGUUUGUGGCCAGGUAAGAAAAACAUGGACAUUUCAUGGAACUCUGUCAUGGAAGGAAAACAAACCCAGCUUAAAUUAUGGACCAAAAGAUGGAAGUGUUUGUGUUUUGAAAGAGUUGUGAGAGCUGAACCUGCUGUGUAGUACAAAUACACGUAAUACGCACUUGCUCACAGGGCUUUUUUUCAGGGGGAACACGGUGGAACAGAGUUCCGGCACCUCUUAAAAACACUCAGCAGUAGUGCUUGAAAAUAUUAUUUCAAAGAAUCCUGUGUGUUUCUUCCGCAUUUCCCUCUUGAGAGUUCCGCCACCUCUUUUCCCAGAAAAAAACCCCCUGCUUGCUCACGCACCUUGAUCUGUAAGAAAUCCUAGGAUGGUUUCCAAUCAAAGUAAAUGGUGCACUCAGGAGAAGUUCUAUCACACAACUCCUUCCAUCAGAUCAUUGAACAAGUGCAGUACAAUGGAUUGUGCCUGGUAUUUAUUAAAUACGUUGUGAGUUUGGACCCAGAUGACGUGUCCUUAAAGCCAAGUUGUGUGGUGAUUUAGUUUGGAAAUCCUAUAUAGCAAAAAUUGCAUUUUGUGUGUGUGUGAAAACUCUCCAGACAGAAUCACGUGAAAGGCUGCCUCUAAGAAGCGUUUUCAGAUUCUAGAACAAAAACAAAUCUUCCUACAGCACUUCCCAAUUUUACAAAAUGCUUUACAGCUUUUCCCCAUCCACCGUCAGUCCCCAGCCUGUCCCACUGCAACUCAGGAAAGAAAACCAGAGUGUUACAGGGAACAGAGUGCAGGAUUUGGACUGAGGAGUCCCCAAUUCAAAUCUGCUCAGCCAUGUGACCUUGGGCCAGUCCUUUUCUUAGCUCAUCUACUUCACAGGGUUGCUGUGAGGAUAAAAUGGGGUGUGUGGAACUGUAUGAAUAAUGCUGUGAAACCACUUGCAGAAUGAAUGGGAUAGAAAUGAAAUGAAUUGAACAAAAUAGAUCCCUAUCAUUUCCUUCUCCCAUUGAAUGGGACCUAGUUGGACUGGCAUAUACACCUGUUAACUUUUCUUUGCAAGGGGUUUGGUUAAACCUGUUCUUUCUUAGUGGGAAAUCUGUAUCAGGGCUUCCAAAUCCAUGAUCAGUAAACAUUUUCUACUGUUCUUCAUCAUGGAGAUUAAUACAUACCUGCAUAUUCCUCCCCCGUGAAGUCACCCCAUGCUGCCUUGCUCUGGAAAUCUUUCCACUGCUGGCCUUCUAGUUACUACCCCUAGACCCCCCCUUUUGGUCUCUGUGGUCAAAUAGCACUUAGAUUCCCGCUGUGCCUCCCUCCCAAUAUGCCAGAGUACUUUGUCUGUGAGGGUCUGCUGGCAACACGGCUGAGCAAGAAUGAUUCCUGGAGUUGAUAUAUUUUGUUGCUGUUCUCUUAACCUUCUUGCAGGUUUGCAACAGUUGAAAAGUCCCCACUGAGCCUAAUCUAAAUAAUUUGUGGAGGCCCAAGCCACAUAAAACAAGCUUUCAGCCAGUGGAGAGGUUCUGAGCCGUGGCUUUAAAAGCACUGCUUUAUUACGAAUAGUAUAUUUUUUAAGAACUAGAUUUUGUCAAUCCCCCCAUGGCCAGCUUGUAUUUUCUUGCUUUGACUGGUGUGAAGUGUGUGAUUUUUCAAUAAGAUAAUACUUCACUACUUGCACUUGAGUGUAUUUUUGUAUGUAAUUAAAUUAGAGG
Molecule: messenger RNA, 4106 nt
Organism: Eublepharis macularius
Lineage: Eukaryota; Metazoa; Chordata; Lepidosauria; Squamata; Eublepharidae
Gene: FLVCR2
Product: FLVCR heme transporter 2
Exons: 10
Coding region: 234-1709 (491 amino acids)
Biological process (GO): transmembrane transport; heme export
Cellular component (GO): membrane
Molecular function (GO): heme transmembrane transporter activity; heme binding
Source: RefSeq, a predicted model, not a curated record